Messenger RNA from Dentiscutata erythropus, 879 nucleotides. NCBI's taxonomy places the organism in Eukaryota, Fungi, Glomeromycota, Glomeromycetes, Diversisporales, Gigasporaceae. The record is from the annotation of a GenBank genome assembly.
AUGAAUGAACAAAAACCUUCAAGAAAAAAUGCGAUAAACGCAUGUAUUAGAUGUGCGAUUUUGAAAAGACGAUGUGAACCUGAUUCUGAUUCUUCGCAGCCAUGUAAAAGAUGUAGAGAGAUGAAAUUGAAAUGUAACCCGAAAAGUAAUAAUAAACGUGGGCCAAAGCCCAAUAAUAUAAAAAAGUGUGCCCCGAAGCCGAAACAUGAUACUGUUCCCAUUAAUAAAAUAAAUCCGUCUAUUACCUACGAGUAUAUUAAGGAGGGUGAUAAAGAAUAUGAUCUUAGGAACGAAGUCGAUCAUACGUCGAAUACACCAACUCAGCACUCCGUCGUCAAUUCCAAUAAUACUCCUACCACAUCAAAUCUUAGACCUGAAUUCUGUCACCAAUUUUCGUAUUCUCCGACAAAUAACAAAAUACCAGACACAUAUACACACUCCAUUCAACCUAACUUUUCGGGAAAUUAUUAUACAAAUGAUUUUCAUUCACUUUCGACUUUCACUUCUCCAAAUUCAUUUAAUUCCUAUCCGUUUUACUUCUUUCAUGCGAAUAACAAUUAUAGUUUUCAGACACACCUUAUGAAUGGAGCUCAAAUAUCUAAUGAUAAUUAUAGUUUUCAGACACACCUUAUGAAUGGAGCUCAAAUAUCUAAUGAUGAUAUGCUAUAUAAUGUGCUUUCUGAACCGAUAAAAAUUUAUAAUAAUGACGCUCAAAAUAUCAGAAUUUUUAAGAUGGAAAAAACUCUUAAAGAUGAAUAUGAAGAACUAAAAGUCGAAAAUGUUUUUCAUUUAGACAUUGCACAUAAAAAAUUUUUUACUUGGUUCUGUUAUUAUGGUGAAUUGACGGGAUUGAACCUUUUUCUAAAUACCAGUAUUUAG